Messenger RNA from Ambispora leptoticha, 551 nucleotides. The record is from the annotation of a GenBank genome assembly. NCBI's taxonomy places the organism in Eukaryota, Fungi, Glomeromycota, Glomeromycetes, Archaeosporales, Ambisporaceae.
CAUAUUUUGACGUAACUGGAGAUGGUAAUUGCGGUUUCCGCGCUAUUGCUUUGUCAGUUAAAAAAUCUGAAGAAUGUUGGCCAGAUGUUCGAAAACUCAUCUAUGAUGAACUUUGUAAUCGAAAAUCACAUUAUAUACAGCUAUUUUUGGAAGGUGAAAAGGAGUAUAAUCGAACCUUAUUUGUAACACAAUGGGAAGCUGGCCCCUGUAACAGGGAUCACUGGAUGUUCAUGCCCUCCUUUGGUUACAUUAUUGCUAAUGCAUUUCAACGACCCGUUCAUUACUUUAGCAGACAUAUUUCUAUUACAUUUUUACCUGAUAAUGCACCUUUGAACAGAAAUGCAUCGAUAGUCUUCGCCUAUAUUCAUGAAAAACAACACUUUAUAGCUAUGAAACUUAAACCUAAUGUACCCGUUCCUCCUAUUGCAAGUGGUUGGGAAGACAUCUGCUCUGAACAAAGCAAGAUGUGGAAGAACUUGUUUAUUUCAAGAAUUGCCCAUUUUAAGAAAGAAGAUGAUGAACGUAAAUACUUACAAAAGGAAAAUUUAUAA